AUGGCACAAUUAGAACCUAAUGGAGUCUUUUCAAUGGUGGAACUCAACUACCAAGGGGUAUUUAAUCGAAAUCCUUUCUCUUACACUGGUGAUGUGAAAACCAUGUUCACUGAUGUCCACUUUUCUUCUAUGACUUAUUCUGAUUUUGUAACCUUCUGCGAACAUUUCAAGCAUGAAAAGUGUAAAAAGUUAUACUACUGUGAACCGGGCAAUUCCCUGAUGGAAGGUCUUAAUCCCAUUUUAGAUGAUGUAGAAUACGCUGCUUUUAUUUUUGAUGCUUAUGGAAUAAAUGGUUUAAUUUCGGUUUAUGUAGAUCAUAUUGGGGUUGGUGUUGAUGGGUGGUUUGAUGAUGAAGAUAAUAAUGAUGAUGAACGUGAGUCUUGUAUUGAUGGUGAAAAUAAAGAUAACAUAGAUGAACUUAGGAAUGUUGCCUUUGAAUUUAAUGAGGAUGUAGUGCAUAUGAAUAGUACAUAA
This is a messenger RNA of Lactuca saligna, 474 nucleotides long. Lineage: Eukaryota; Viridiplantae; Streptophyta; Magnoliopsida; Asterales; Asteraceae. The record is from the annotation of a GenBank genome assembly.